AUGGAGAUUUAAUCAUCUAACCAAAUCCAAGAUACUAUUCACAAUCUUUACACUCUGGUCAAGAACUCACCUGAUGAUCAUCAUCAACAUAUUGAGGUUUCUCAGAAUCUAGUAAAUUUAUACAAUGAUUAUGAAAUCAGCAGUCCUGGACAGCUAUCUCUCUCUGACUACUCUUAAUUUAUGAUAAGCCACUUCUUAGUCUUCGACACUAAUAAUGCAAGAUAUCUCUGGAAGAGAAUCCCCUCAAAUUUAAAAGAAAAGGAAGCUCUCACUAACACCUAAUUGAUCGAAUUAUGGGAAAUUGGGAGAUCUCUUACCAAGCAGCAAUAUCAGAAUGCAUUUAAGUUGAUAGAUUUAUUAGUAAAUUCACUUUAGCAGGAUUCUGAGUAAAAUGGAAGUAUGCUGAAGCUUCUUGAGAUCCUUUCAACUCUACUCAGAGAACAUCUAAUUAUCAUGAUUAGGAAGGCCUAUGCCACUAUUGAAAAGGGCAAGCUAAAAGCAUUACUUGGACUCUAACAUUAUAGCCAGCAACAGUUCGGGGAUUAUAUUGCAAAAAAGGGAAUGAGCUUAAGCUUAAAAGACAGUGGAUUUGUUUUGCCAGGCCACAAUCAAGUAUCAGCCAGAAAUAAAAAGCACUUUGAGCUUAAUGAGGACAGAGUCGAGUAGCUAGCUCAAGUUGUAUAGUUCCUAGAACAAUAGAAAUAUGAUUUUAAUAAUGUUAAUUGA
This is a messenger RNA of Stylonychia lemnae, 726 nucleotides long. The record is from the annotation of a GenBank genome assembly. NCBI's taxonomy places the organism in Eukaryota, Ciliophora, Spirotrichea, Sporadotrichida, Oxytrichidae.